Chelmon rostratus (copperband butterflyfish) is the source of this 4023-nucleotide messenger RNA. RefSeq names its product UDP-GlcNAc:betaGal beta-1,3-N-acetylglucosaminyltransferase 9 (gene b3gnt9). The transcript is spliced from 8 exons. Gene Ontology annotation, cellular component: membrane. The coding region runs from base 367 to 1803 and encodes 478 amino acids. Gene Ontology annotation, molecular function: hexosyltransferase activity. The record is from RefSeq and is a predicted model, not a curated record. NCBI's taxonomy places the organism in Eukaryota, Metazoa, Chordata, Actinopteri, Chaetodontiformes, Chaetodontidae.
CAUGUUUUAUCCCCUGCUCUUCCUAACCGACACUCACUCUUGGAUACAGCAGCUGGACGACUGUCUCCAUCUGCUCUCAGUGGAUGCCUGUCUUUGGAAACUUUGGAAACUUUAGAAAAGUCGAGAAAAAGUGUGCGGAGUUGAGCCUGUGAUGCACUUUCACACAUCCGCGGCACAGAUGUUUCCAGUUUGACCUCCUCCACCGUCUCGCCUGGAUGCCCCACUCAGAAGAAGCCUGAGAAGAAGGUGAGGAUGGAGGCAGACAUGAUGGACAUACAUCCAGUAAUAUGAGUGAUAUGUACAGCACCAAAUCACUCUAAGCCGCUUUCCCCCAGUGCAGCUUUUUCGCCCCGCAGGAAACAGAAGAUGCUUAGGAAGAUGGUGACCAUGAGGAGGAUCCUCCAUGUGAAGGGUGAUGUGAUGUGCACGAUGCUGCUGCUGGUGCUAUUCUGCCUGCUGCUCUAUGCCCGCCAGGUCGUGCUCUCCUCUGGGUGGGACAGACCUGUGUGGAAGCUCGAAAUCCAUGGCUCCACCAGCUCCAGCAGGACCCUGCUGGGUGCCAGCAGGGCCAAAGUAGGCCAGGAGCCUCCAGGGCCGGUCCCAUCCAGCCCUUCAGAGCCACAGCUGCCUCCCUGCAAGCCCCAGUCCAAGUCCAAAUCUCCUCAGCCCAAGUCCAAACCUCAGGUCAAAUCUAAGGGGAAAUCCAAGUCGCGACGGAAAAAUGUCGUGCCGACUAAGACCGCUGCCAAGCCCCUGCCCACAAUGCCACCAUUUGACUUUGAGGGCUAUCUGAGAGAAAAGGACAACAGAGACUUCAAGCUGCUUAUAGACCAGCCCGAGAAAUGUCACAUCGGAGGAGCAGAGGAAGAAGGAGGAGGAGGAGGAAGUAAAGGGACUGCUGCUGCUCCCUACAUGCUCAUUGCAGUGAAAUCUGUCGCUGCAGACUUUGAUAAACGUCAGGUGGUGCGUCGGACAUGGGGUAAAGAGGGACUUUUCCGGAAUGGCGUGUCCAUCCGUACUGUUUUCCUGCUCGGGGUUCCCAGGAAUCGCACUGCUCUGCCUCUGUGGGAUCAGCUCCUGACCUACGAGAGUCAAACCUUUAGGGAUAUCCUGCUCUGGGACUUUGAAGACACCUUCUUCAACCUGACGCUGAAGGAAACACACUUUCUGAAAUGGGUUAACAGCACCUGUCCCGACGUCAAGUUCAUCUUCAAGGGUGACGCUGAUGUGUAUGUUAACGUGGAGAAUAUACUAGAGAUGCUGCAAGGUCAAAAGGCAGACGAGGAUCUGUUUGUGGGUGAUAUUAUUAUCAAUGCUAAACCCAUUCGCCGCCGCAGUUCCAAGUACUUUGUGCCAGAGUUUGUUUACGGUGUGGGUUUGUACCCCAAUUACGCUGGAGGAGGGGGGUUUGUCAUGUCAGGACAUACGGCUCGGAGGCUAAGCUCUGCCUGUCAACAGGUGGAGUUGUUCCCCAUCGAUGAUGUCUUUCUGGGAAUGUGCCUCCAGCUGAUCGGUGUCAAACCGUCACGCCACCAGGGCUUUCGGACCUUUGGAAUUCCCAGACCCUCUGCAGCGCCCCACCUGCAGACGUUUGACCCCUGUUUUUACAAGGAGCUCAUGGUUGUUCACAGCCUCAAUGUUCCUCAGAUCUGGCUCAUGUGGAACCUCCUGCACGACCCCAAGCUGAGCUGCCACAAUAGGACCAGCCCCACGUCCUGGCCCUUCAAGUGGAAGGGGAGGAUGGGAGAACCGGAGGGAGAAGAUACGGACUAUGGUGAGAAGCAGGUGUUCGUCACACAUUAGUGACUCUCUGCUGGGCCGAGUGGCAUCAGCGGGAGCUCUAGUGAGAACAAAAUGGUUAUGAAGCAGGAUUUGUGGCCAACUUGAAAGGCUUGUGAUGUGUUCAAGAGCACAGUUGAGUCAUAUGAGCCUUCAUCCAAGCUGGCAGAUCAUCUUUGGGGAAAUGAAUUGGCAAGGGCCGAUUGUGCUUCAGAUCUUUCACUAAGGAAACGAAGCAGAUUUAGGUUUGCAUGUGUCUUCUACAGAAUGUAAUGUGUUCUGAUUGUUUACACAGAGACCAGUGAGGUCCAAGAAAGAAGAUAUAACAAAAUGCGGUUAGCUGGUUUAACCCCAUGUACGCAUGUCUGAGACCACAGUAUUGAUAAUGUUCUGGCUUUCGUUGGACUGUGUGGACAGCCAGGGCUACUAAUGGCUGUGUGGACUGCGUGAGUGGAAAGACAGAAGAGACUUUAUGUGUUCUCAUAGUGAAUCACUUGCAGAGGUGUACCUCACUUCCUCAUGCUGGAUAGAAGCACAAAUGGAUGGUUGCAUUAUCUGUUCCCUGGAGGAACAACAGAUGAAGUCUAAAUGGAAACCAGCUGCACAGUGGGAACCAGCUGGGACCACUGCAUGCACACAGACACACAGACACACACACACACACAAAGGCAAAGGAAGAUCAAUUUAUUGGAACAGUACACUAUUAGACACACUGUUAUAGUUUUCAAUCUGACCUCGGCAUUGGUUCCUGAUGCAGCCCAAGCUCUCUAAGAAGACUAAGAAAAAACUCCCCAAAAUCCUGUGUCAGGAAAUUGGGAAGAAACCUCGGAAGAGACAAUUCAAAGAGAGAUCCCCUCCACACGGACAGCUUGAGGUUCAAAGGAGGAAAAAGCUUGAGUGUUGAUGGAGUUCAUCAUAACUCCAAUUGAUUGCCUUUAUUUUAUUUGUUGUUGUUAUUUGUCCAGGUUCCUCCCAGUGAUUACUGUGAGGGAGGGGAUCCAGCAGGGCACACAGCAGACAGAAGUCAGGUGAGCUCUAGAGUAUCACAGCGGGAUGAGAAGCAAAGUUAACAGGAUCCGGAGCAAAGAAUGGACACGGCAGAGAAAAUGGCGCACUAUAGAGCACAUCAUGAAUGCUGUUAUAAAUCUUCAAUGCACUUUUAUUAUUUGUGACACUGUUCCGACGGUGGAAUGAGGGCUGUCGGGUGGACCCUCCCUGAGCGUGGCCUCAGGUAGGUGGAGGGCUGAGGGUGAGCUGUAGCUGCUCCAGAGCGGCUCACGCCGUAGGGUUUCUGGCCAGACACAUAUACAGCAAAGACUUGACCUCUGAAAAACAAGAGAGAAAUCAGGAGAUCAAAGGUGUGAGUGGGCGGUUGCAGUGAUCCAAUAGUAAAGAAAUAUGAAUAAAAGCCUUUCUUUUCUGUGUGUGUGUGUGUGUGAAGGUAUCUUACCUGUAGACAGUGCACUGUUGACUGUGCCCUUUGAGUCCAGGGUGGUAAUGCGCUCAUGUCCUCUCAGCAAUGAAUAGAAGAGUGCUCCCAGCUGUCUCAGUGGUGGGUAUACCAGAUGGUGGGAAGUAUUCAGGCGCACACACACCAACAGAGGAAUGGAAGGAGAUGGAUGGAAAGAUAGAGAGAAAAGAAGGACAAAAAAAUUAGGUGAAGCUUUGUUUAACUUGAAAAUCAUUCUUAAAAGAUUAACAAAUGAGUGAGGAGCGGUAAAGACAUAUCAUUCUAUAGAGGGAAUCGUAGGCCAGCUCUAUUGAGAAGCUGCUACAGCCAAAGUCAAUUCUGUGCACGCAUGGUACACCGAACCGAACCAGGACAUUUUCUAACUGGAGACACCAUUGGAGUUCAUGUCCAUGGCUGCGUCCACCAGCUGUCUCAGGAUCAUCUGAAACAGAGAUUGUAUGGAAAAAAUAUAUUCUCCCGAUUCUCGACAGGGUGGAAAAGUCUCCGAAACAACAUAAUGACGAUGACAUAACAGUGUAAAAUAUGCCAAUAAUAUACCAAUAAAUGAGCUCCGUGUGAUUUCUGUUCAUGAUGUCAGAUUUUCUUGCAAAGGUCCAGUCGCACCAUCGUUUACAACAGAGAGGAUUGUGAAGGAAAAUCUCUUCAUGUCAAUGGAACAGAUGCAAUCAGUGGUGGUAAAGUAAACCCACACUCAUCUCUUGUAUGAAGUUCAACUUUUUUGAGCGACUGAGCUAACACGCUUUCCAACUGAUAUUCAGCAAGCUAGCUAGCUA